GUCAAGCCCAGGGUCCACCCCCAGGCCAGCAGGACAGGCACCAGGGAGGGGCCGCCUGUCUCCCACUGACGUCAGACUCUCCUCUGCAUCCCAGCUGACGCCCACCGUCCUGUGGGAACUGCCUCGUCCAUGGCCCUCCCCGGGCUGGCCGUGCUCCUGAUACUCAUCUGCUGCUUGAUGACCACGGACCACGCCAUUUCUGAUCCAGACCCACCGAUUAAGAACUUAAGGAUAGAUCCAGAAAGAAAAAGAUUGGUCUGGGACCAGCACGGAAAUGUUUCUGAAAUUGGGUGUUACGUCAAUUCGAAAAUUUUAAGAAAGGCAACAAAGAACCCCUAUUGCACUCUUGGUGACUUGUCAUGCGAAGUGAAAAACUACACCGUGAAGGUGAUGAAAGGUCAACCGUUCUCUGAUUGGAUUCUGUAUCCAAAGCAAGGCAACCCCCGGGCGGCCGCGGACAACCUGACCUGCCGGGUGCACGACGUGGAUCAGCUCAGCUGCAGCUGGGCGGUGGGCGAGGAGGCCCCGGCGGACGUGCAAUACCAAUUCUACCUGAAGCAGUCCGUGGAGACGUGGCAGUGUCCCAAGUACACGCAGAACCAGCAGGGCGUCAACGUCCAGUGCCAUUUUGACAGCAUCUCCCUUCAACCUCAACGCCAAGCGCAGUUUCGUUUCCUGGUGAAUGGUACCAGCAGUGACUCCGAAAUCCCCUGCCGCGUAAUGAUUCAUAGAUUGCAAGAAAUUGAAAUAUUAGCUGCCCCGAACAUCACAAAAAAGUGGUGUAAUGAAACCGACUCUAUCAUGGAAUGGGAAGUAAGGAGUCUCUUUACUGACGACAUCAAGUAUGAGCUUGAGAUACAGAAGGGCACGGACCUCGCCUACAAAGAGGAGACGGAGCUCAAGUCCUUGAGGCUGAGGAACCCGGGACCCUACACGGUGAAGGUCAAGGCCAUGGACUCCCUGUUCUUCGGGAGAAGGCCGCCGGGCCAGUGGAGCGCCCCGCAGCACCUCGACUGUGGCAGCAAGAACGCGUCCUUCCCGUUCUGGCUGGUGUACCUGCUGGCCCCGCUCGGGGCGCUGCUCCUGGUGGGGCUCGUGUUCCUCUGUCGCAGGUGGCCGGUGGUGCAGAAGCUCUUCCCGCGUGUCCCUCACGUGAAAGACCCGGUCGGCGACAGCUUUCAGAACGAGAGGAUGAUGGCCUGGGACCCCGAGCAGGAGAGCCAGGAGGAGUGUCCGGUGGUGCAGGUGCAGGUGUUGGGGGAAGCAUGAAUCUGAUGCAACCGGGGGCUUCGUUUUUCCGCCCGGGAGGACGCACAGCCGGGCCCGGUUGGGCGCGGUCGUUUGCUGCACAGUUGAGGAUGGCAAG
Budorcas taxicolor (takin) is the source of this 1366-nucleotide messenger RNA. RefSeq names its product interleukin 3 receptor subunit alpha (gene IL3RA). NCBI's taxonomy places the organism in Eukaryota, Metazoa, Chordata, Mammalia, Artiodactyla, Bovidae. The record is from RefSeq and is a predicted model, not a curated record. Gene Ontology annotation, molecular function: protein binding. The transcript has 12 exons. Bases 130 to 1269 code for a protein of 379 amino acids.